AAAUAAAGUGCCUUUAAGAAAAUAAGAGGAAGAACAGCGGAAAUCUGUGUAAAAACGAAUUGGAUCUGAAAACAUAUUCACUCUGAAUGUUUCCAUUCAUGUAUUUUGAAAAGUUUCUUUCCACAAAAGAGAUAAACUAUUUUCAGAUGCACAGAAGAAACGACAGAUAGAGGCGCGAUGAUUUUAAGAACAUUCUCGAAUUUGUGCGCACAAUCCCAAGCCUGUUUUCGAUCGGCUCGAGCCAAGAGCACAUUGUCAGCUGUCAUUGACGAGACUGGUAAGUCAGGACUUAUCCUCAAAUCUUUGUCAACAGACAUAUUUGAAAACUUAGCAUUGGAGGACUGGAUACACAAUCAUGUUGACCUCCAAAACCGUAACAUGCUCUUCUUAUGGAGUAAUGCCCCAGCGGUGGUGAUAGGGAGACAUCAGAACCCGUGGCAAGAGUGCAACCUUCAGGUCAUGAGACAGAAAGGGAUACCGCUCGCCAGGCGACGCAGUGGGGGCGGGACUGUAUUCCACGAUUUAGGAAAUGUCAAUUUGACUUUCUUCACCUCCAAGAAAAACUAUGACCGUCACAGGAAUCUCCAAGUUGUGACAAGUGCUCUGAAAGGACUCAGGCCAGACAUGGAUGUACGUGCAACAGAGAGGUUUGACAUCUUGCUGAAUGGCCAACACAAGAUUUCAGGAACCGCUGCUAAAUUGGGAAGGACAGCAGCUUACCAUCACUGCACUCUGCUGUGUUCGGCUGACAGGGCACUGCUGUCCGCGGUGCUGAAAUCCACCUGCCAGGGUAUCAAGAGCAAUGCAACGCAAAGCGUGCCAUCCCCUGUGAAAAACCUGCUGGAUGAGGACCCGACGUUGGACUGUGACACUAUCAUGGAUUCAGUGGCAUCCCAGUACAACACAGAGUUUGGUUUCAGCAGCCCUGUAACACUUGUGGACCCAAGUGAUGAGCUGUCCUUGCCUGGUAUCCAAAGAAUGGCCCGUGAACUGUUGGCAUGGGAGUGGACAUUUGGAAGGACUCCUAAGUUCAGUAUCUGUACGACUUUUGAGUUGAAAAAUGACACAUCUAUCUGCAAUGCAACUCUAAACAUGGACAUCAAAAAUGGCAUUAUAGAAACUUGUGACAUUGAGGUUCCCUCGGACUGGUUACCUGUGGAGUUGUCUCGAGAGUUCUCCUUACACCUGAUAGGUGGGAAAUUAUGUCCCUAUGAGACAUCAGUAAUCGCAGCAGAAUUUCUGAGGACAAUCCCACAAAAUAAAGAACUUGAAAGAAAGAUGUAUAAUCUGUGCCGAAGAGUUGUCUUCAUGAUGUGAAUAAAGCACUGCUGCAUGACA
Molecule: messenger RNA, 1338 nt
Organism: Oncorhynchus mykiss (rainbow trout)
Lineage: Eukaryota; Metazoa; Chordata; Actinopteri; Salmoniformes; Salmonidae
Product: lipoyl amidotransferase LIPT1, mitochondrial
Biological process (GO): protein lipoylation
Cellular component (GO): cytoplasm; mitochondrion
Molecular function (GO): lipoyltransferase activity
Source: RefSeq, a predicted model, not a curated record